This is a messenger RNA of Fragaria vesca subsp. vesca, 1465 nucleotides long. RefSeq names its product cyclic nucleotide-gated ion channel 1-like. The transcript is spliced from 4 exons. NCBI's taxonomy places the organism in Eukaryota, Viridiplantae, Streptophyta, Magnoliopsida, Rosales, Rosaceae. The coding region runs from base 116 to 1159 and encodes 347 amino acids. The record is from RefSeq and is a predicted model, not a curated record.
AACAGAAUCAGAAUGCACAUUUUACUGUGAUGACAGUACUGCUGCACUUAUAACCGGUACCCCACAAUUCAAUACAACUCUAGACGAGCAAUGCGUUCUAAAAGUUCCAUAUAACAUGACCGAUCCACCAUUUGAUUUUGGAAUAUUUUUUGAUGCCCUCAAAAAUGAUAUCCAAGGGAAAAUAAAUGUUCCACAAAAGAUUGGUUACUGUUUUUGGUGGGGCUUGCGAAACUUGAGUAAUUUUGGUACAAGUUUAACAACGAGUACCUAUCUGUGGGAAAACAGCUUUGCCAUUUUAAUUUCUAUCAUCGGCUUGCUAUUGUUUUUAUACCUCAUUGGAAAUGUACAGAUUUAUAUGGAGAGGGCAACUACCAGAGCGGAUGAGGUAAGAGAGAAGCUUCGGAUCAAAAAGAACGAUAUAGAUGAUUGGAUCGAAAAUAAUGGUAUCGGGAAGGACAUGAAGGAAGAGAUCAUGAAAAACAUCAAGGAGAAGUUGGAAAAGGACAUAAGUGCAGAUCUGGAUGAUAUAUACUCUAUUCUUCCCCCGAAUACCAGGAAAGUUGUGAAGCGAUUUGUCGGCAUGAGGACGCUAAGAAAUGUACCAAUGCUUAGCGAGGUGGAUGGAAGAGUUUUGAAGAUGAUGUGCGACUAUCUGAAGCCGGUCAAGUACCAGGAGAAUACAAUGGUUUUUAAAAUGGGAAAACCAUUUGAUAGAAUGGUCUUCAUUACAGAUGGGUCAAUGUGGACUUACACGACUGCUACUGAUCAUCAGACUAGUGAUUCUGGAAAAGCAACGUCAGGAGGACUAGUUACUUCUUCGUCCACGGAAGCUCACUUCCUCGAGAAGGGUGAUGCUUAUGGACACAUGCUUCUGCAAUUAGCAUCAUCAUCUUUUACGACGCUUCCUAUCUCAGAUGCAAAUGUCAAGUGCCACACAAAGGUAGAGGCGUUUGUCCUCAUGGCCAGUGACUUGAGAAACAUAGUAACUGAGUGCGGUCGGUGCGGUCGGUGCGGAGAUUUGUGGCCGGAUUUCAAGUAUAAUGCUUCUCAAGAUGAGGAGGCUGUUCAGAAGGCACCGCCGGGGCACUUUCAGCAACAACAAGGGCCAAAGAAGCGUGGAACAACAUCAAAUAUCCAUCCUACCGGCUACAGUGGGUGAUGCAUGCGAAGCUGAAGCCUGCUGCAAAUCGCCCCUAGCUAGCCUGCAGUGAUCUAGGGCGCGCAGUACGUUGUGCAUUAUUUGCUUUUACAUAUAUAGCAGCUACAGCUAAAGCUAGCUAGCUAGCUAUCCAUCAACUCCAUCCUUCAAGCUAGCUGCUACUUACUCUUAUUGUCAUAUAUAUCAUCGUUUCUUCAUUUGUAUCGCUACGUACUUGAGCUAUGGUACUUGUUAUCGAUCAGUGAUUGCCUGUUUUAAUAUAUCAAUUAUUUGAGAAUAAAAAUAAGACUUGAGUUUUGAUAACGG